Molecule: messenger RNA, 2266 nt
Organism: Pelodiscus sinensis (Chinese soft-shelled turtle)
Lineage: Eukaryota; Metazoa; Chordata; Testudines; Trionychidae
Gene: SLC10A2
Product: solute carrier family 10 member 2
Biological process (GO): bile acid and bile salt transport
Cellular component (GO): apical plasma membrane
Molecular function (GO): bile acid:sodium symporter activity
Source: RefSeq, a predicted model, not a curated record
UAUUGCUCUUUAUUGCCUUGCAUGUCAUUUAAAAAGAGCUACCAAGAAGAGUGCAUGUACAGAGAUCUUAAAAGCCUGAUUCAGGUGAACUGGAGAAAUUCUUUAUUUUAAAAGGUGGCAGUGGUGACAUUCAAAGAAAUUUCAUUUUGGCAACUUCAAGAUGGCAGCAAACUCAACCACAAAUACUUCGCACUGUUCUGUAAAUGCCACCAUUUGCAAAGGCACUUCCUGUGUGUUACCUGAUGACAAUUUUAACCAAAUUUUGAAUUUAAUUUUAAGUACUGUUCUAACAAUCUUGCUGGCAUUGGUGAUGUUCUCCAUGGGCUGCAAUGUGGACAUAAAAAAGUUUUGGGGACACAUAAAAAGGCCCUGGGGCAUAUGUGUGGGCUUUCUCUGUCAGUUUGGAAUUAUGCCUUUGACAGGCUUUGUGCUGGCACUCCUCUUUAAUGUGCUUCCUGCUCAAGCUGUUGCUGUGCUGAUCAUGGGAUGCUGUCCAGGUGGAACAUCUUCCAACAUUCUAGCCUAUUGGGUAGACGGUGACAUGGACCUAAGUAUCAGUAUGACAACAUGUUCAACAUUGCUUGCACUGGGGAUGAUGCCGCUUUGUCUCUUUGUGUAUACCAAAAUGUGGACAGAAACUGAAUCCAUCAUAAUUCCUUAUGACAGUAUAGGUAUUUCAUUGGUAGCCCUCGUAAUUCCUGUUUCAUUUGGAAUAUAUGUUAAUCACAGAUGGCCCAAGAAAGCUAAAUUUAUACUUAAGGCUGGUUCCAUUACUGGUCUAGCUCUUAUAGUGAUCAUAGCAGUGGUUGGAGGAAUAUUGUACAACGGAUCCUGGAUUAUCACCCCUCAACUGUGGAUCAUUGGAACCAUAUUUCCAGCUGCUGGCUACUCUCUAGGUUUUCUUCUGGCUCGCAUAGCUGGUCAGCCUUGGCACAGAUGUCGUACAGUAGCUCUGGAAACAGGUAUGCAGAACACUCAACUGUGUACGACUAUAGUGCAGCUCUCCUUCACCCCUGAGCAGCUGGCAUUGAUGUUCACUUUUCCACUCAUCUACAGUAUUUUCCAGCUAGUAUUUGCUGUAAUAUUUGUAGGAGUCUACUACAUGCACAAAAGAUACUGUGGCCCAACAAAGUCAGACUUCAUAGAACCAGCAGGUGAAACUGAAUUGAAGCCAGAAGCAUAUGGCCAGAUGAAUGGAGGAUUUACAUCAAAUGAAAACAAUACAAGAAACACAUAUGACACUAUCGUCUCCUGACAUCGUGCAAAAGAGUUUUGCAAUGACUGACUGGUGAAAGGUUUCUUUGUGGUUUUCUGUUUUAAUAUUUGAAUGAAGCUUGUCUCGCCGGGAUAAAAAUCUAGGUUUCACACUAAUUUGCUUUAAUAUGCAAUGGCCCAUAAUUGUUCAUUUGAGCAAGGGAGAACAGAGUAAACCUAGAGGAAAUCUGAGCAAGAUUUCAGACACAAGCUUCCCUCCCCCCAGUUUAUGCAAAAAAAAGAACAAUCCAAAGUGCAAAUAAUUACACGAUAUUUCACUUAGGUCAGCAUGAGCAGCCAAAACAUUGUAUUGAAAUAAUUACGUGCCAUUAUCAAGGUAUGCAGUUUGUUAUUUUUAACCUGACAGAUUUUCUAUUGAUCACAAAAGGCAGAUCAGAUCAGAGCCCUCAAAUUCCCAGUGCUCCUUCACUGAUGCAGGGCUUAAAAUGGGUUUAUUUGUCAUGGUCUUGGCAGAAGGUGACAGAAACCACACAAUUUUAAGCCAUUGCUUACAAGAAGAGACAGUAACAAAGGGAUUAAUUCAUACUAACACUGUUAUUUGAAUACAUAAAAAUGCCUUGAGCCCCAAAUUUUGGGCCUACAAUAAUUAAGAGUUAAAAUUCUCCCAUCUCAGUGUAGGUCAAAUAGAUAUGUUGAUGAAAUCCGGAACUGAAAGAUUUAUAUAAUCUAAACUAUGGAUAGUAAUUGUAAAUAAAAAUGCACCUAUUUAUUCCUGAAAAUUGGAGGCUACUGUUUGAAAAUCUGCCCCAAAUGUAUGGGUGAUCUGAGGUUGCUUACAAGCACAGUAAUUCUUUAAACCCCAAACAUAUUUAGUAGCCCUAAUUCUGCAUCCCUUACACAGGGAAAACUUACAUCAAAGCUAAUGAAAGGGUAGUUGAAUAAGAACCUCAACAAGGGGCUAAAUACACUGGUCUACAAUUUUUUAGAAGUCGUCUGCUUCAGAGAUAAAAUGUGCUAUUUAUUAUGUAUUCUGACGUGCUGAAUUCAAAUA